UGCAAUUGCGUUUUGAACUGAAUCAAAUAAAAAGCGAACUCUUUUUAUCGUCCCCGGUUUUUCUACUUGACCAGUUUUUGAAGAUAGCAAGAGAAUCAAUACGUUUCCAAAUUCAUCAUACCAAAGCCAACAAUAUUAAAAAGUCAUGCCUGCCUCCCGUGAAGAUUCUGUUUACCUCGCCAAGUUGGCUGAACAAGCUGAACGUUAUGAAGAAAUGGUUGAGAACAUGAAGGCCGUUGCUUCUUCUGGUCAAGAAUUAUCUGUUGAAGAACGUAACUUAUUGUCCGUUGCCUACAAGAACGUCAUUGGUGCCCGCCGUGCCUCUUGGAGAAUUGUUUCUUCUAUCGAACAAAAGGAAGAAGCCAAGGGCAACGAAAACCAAGUUUCGUUGAUCCGCGAAUACCGUGCUAAGAUUGAAGCUGAAUUGUCGAAAAUUUGUGAAGACAUCUUGUCGGUAUUGACUGACCACUUGAUCUCGUCGGCUCAAUCCAGCGAAUCCAAGGUGUUCUACUACAAAAUGAAGGGAGACUACCACCGUUACUUGGCUGAAUUUGCUAUUUCUGAGAAGCGUAAGGAAGCUGCUGACUUAUCUUUGGAAGCCUACAAGUCUGCUUCCGAUGUUGCUGUCACGGAAUUACCCCCAACUCACCCAAUUAGAUUAGGUUUAGCAUUGAAUUUCUCCGUUUUCUACUACGAGAUCUUGAACUCUCCUGAUAGAGCCUGUCAUUUAGCCAAGCAAGCCUUUGACGAUGCUGUUGCUGAUUUGGAAACUUUAUCAGAAGAUUCUUACAAGGAUUCCACUUUGAUCAUGCAAUUAUUAAGAGAUAACUUAACUUUAUGGACCGAUUUGUCUGAAGCUCCAGCUGCUGCUGAUGAGCAACCAGCCGAGGCUGCCGAAUCCAAGGAAGCUCCAGCUGAUGAAGAAUAGAUUAUGUAAAGUUUAGUUAUAUUUCGUUUCGCGUGUGAAAUCUUUAUUUGUUUAUCAUUAUUAUAUUAUUAUUACUACUUUUAUAGUCCUUGUUUGUUGGAGGUUGGUGGUCUUGGCGAUGGCCAGCUUUCUGUUUGCUCUAGUUACUUUUUAUAAUUGUCUUAUAUUAUAGUCCUUUACUUUUGUU
This is a messenger RNA of Scheffersomyces stipitis CBS 6054, 1115 nucleotides long. It is a transcript of the gene BMH1, whose product is annotated as 14-3-3 family protein. Bases 146 to 928 code for a protein of 260 amino acids. The transcript is spliced from 2 exons. The record is from RefSeq and is a predicted model, not a curated record. Gene Ontology annotation, biological process: signal transduction. Gene Ontology annotation, cellular component: cytoplasm. NCBI's taxonomy places the organism in Eukaryota, Fungi, Ascomycota, Pichiomycetes, Serinales, Debaryomycetaceae.